UGACUUUCUCACACUGCGAGAUCCUUGGCGCUCCUCACCUCUAUCUCUUAGCUCCGUCUUUUUGUGAUAGCGCCGGUGUGAAUGGUGACCACCAAAUUCCCAGACAGUCUCCAGUUCACCAUCGCAUCCAUUACGCUCUUCCCUUUCUGAUCUCGAUUAGCUUGCGCCCGACACCAUCACACCAUCAUUGCCGGUAAAAACGACCGCAGAAGUGCCGUCCAAUUGAGACCCCAGACAGCCGAAAAGAGCCGCAAGCUGUCGACCAUGCAUUUCCUCUUUUCCUCUGGCAGACAGGCCGGCCGCCUGCUCCGCAAAACCCCAGCAGGAGCGGCAGUGACCUGCAACCAAUUUGCUUCGGGUGCUGCGUUGUUCUCGACCUCACGCGCAGUUGCGGCCAAAAACCAAAUCUACCAGUCUGUUCGUAACCUCGACCAGUUCCAUACUUACCAGCUUCUCUCGUCCUCCUCUCGAACGCCGCUGUUGACGCUGUGGACCACCUCCUAUUGCCCUACAUGCCGAGUAGUGGAGCCCUUGUUGCGCGAGCUCGUCGAAAGCGGAGUCGGUGAAGAAGAGGGCGGCGUUGGCUUUUGCACCGUCGAGUACGAUGCGCCUGAUGUUAUGGGAGCUGGACUGGGCCUUACCUAUAUGAUCAACUCGGUCCCGACCCUGCUGAGUUUUGAUGCCCAGGAGGCGCAGACACAAACCAAGGUCACGGAUGGUCGCCAAUUGGCCAAUCGCAAGUUCUUGGAGGAAUGGAUCAGAAACGAGGCGAAACGGCAUGGAAAUCGCGGAGGAGGCGGGUCUCCUACCAGCAUAUUCAGCGGCCUCUUUGGCAAACUGAAAUAGUAUCCCAGCAAAUCACCAAUGGCAAGUUUCUGCCGAGGCAGAUCACAGCGCACAUCGGAACUGCACAUAAUGAUCGUCGGUCGAUGCACACAACUUCCCCGCAAAUUAAGCUUCGGUCGAGUUGAGCGGCUCCAAAGCACUCGACGACUGCCCUAUAGUGGUAAACUGGUCUACAUACCGGAAUUAACUUCUUGGCCGUAUUUGUUCCCGACGCAACUAAUAGCUCGACUCCGUUGAUCAGAUUCACAUGUCACCUUCAAAGGGCAUAUGUCGAAUAGGCGGGAAUACCCGCUCGUACCAUUAGAUUUGCGCCGAUGGAAAACAGAAACCGAUCAAGAGAACCGCGAAU
Molecule: messenger RNA, 1195 nt
Organism: Neurospora tetraspora
Lineage: Eukaryota; Fungi; Ascomycota; Sordariomycetes; Sordariales; Sordariaceae
Exons: 3
Coding region: 265-846 (193 amino acids)
Source: RefSeq, a predicted model, not a curated record